Hyaloscypha bicolor E is the source of this 414-nucleotide messenger RNA. RefSeq lists its product as uncharacterized. The record is from RefSeq and is a predicted model, not a curated record. The transcript has a single exon. Bases 246 to 407 code for a protein of 53 amino acids. Lineage: Eukaryota; Fungi; Ascomycota; Leotiomycetes; Helotiales; Hyaloscyphaceae.
CCGGAAAGUUUGUUCUCUCCGAAACCAAUUACAGUCGAUGCAGGCCAGUAGUGUAAAGUCUCGAAAUUACUUCUAGCUACCAAGCUAUCCCAGCUCAAAACUUGAGGGCUCAUGGGUGCUGGUCUGUGCUGGUGGAUGGUAAUGCUAUACUUUAUGGCUACUUGACGCAAGGAGAACUCGAUUUCGCUAUCCAUGAGGAGGGCCUGCUGAAAGAUGACGAAGCAGUCGAUUUACAGAAAGGAAUCAUGUCUAAGUUGGUAGACCGGACACCCUUGAAGAUCUCUGCUAAAGCUCCGAUGAAGUACGCUGUGGAGAUGUUUGGAAAACUGGGACUGUGGCACUGGGAAGGUUGUGGGAGUCAUUAUCCAGAGCAAUUGGUGCUGUAUCUGGAGGGACUACAUCAUUGAUGCGGCG